CCACGUGCAACCUUGUCUAAAAAGAUGGCUUUUAGAGCAAAACGUCGUUCUAAACCUGUUCUCUCCCGCCAAAGAAAGCAAAGCAAAAGGAAGCGGGAAACAGGAGGCAGUGAUAAGAACCUUGAUCAUGUUGACUCAAAUCUUGAUUUGUCUAGCGAGGAAGAUAAAGAAUUGCUUACAAGUGAAAAAGAAUUCCACAGCAAGCUAGGACGGCUUAGCGAAACAGACCCGGAAUUUUAUACGUUUUUGCAGAAAAACGAUAAAUCACUUUUUGAAGUUCUUUCAGAUUCCGAGCCCAGCUCCAACGAAGAGAGCGGAAUUGAUGAUUCUCAGGACUCAGACGACAAUCAAGACUCGGACAACAUGGAGGACACCAUUGAGACCAUUACUGUCACCAAGGACAUGAUAAAUAAGUGGAAAGAAGAUUUAAAGAGUGUAAGGUUAUUCAUAGGCUUAAGCAGCACCCACACUAAUCAAAAAGGAUAUUAUUUUAAAGCUAUCAUUUCCUUUUUGAAAUUAUGUGAUAUUAUGGGAUGUGUGAUUAAAAUAGGAUAUAAUUAUGUUUAUACU
This is a messenger RNA of Amphimedon queenslandica, 570 nucleotides long. RefSeq names its product nucleolar complex protein 2 homolog. The record is from RefSeq and is a predicted model, not a curated record. NCBI's taxonomy places the organism in Eukaryota, Metazoa, Porifera, Demospongiae, Haplosclerida, Niphatidae. Gene Ontology annotation, biological process: ribosomal large subunit biogenesis. The annotation marks the transcript as partial. Gene Ontology annotation, cellular component: nucleoplasm; Noc1p-Noc2p complex; nucleolus. The transcript has 4 exons.